Moneuplotes crassus is the source of this 532-nucleotide messenger RNA. The record is from the annotation of a GenBank genome assembly. Lineage: Eukaryota; Ciliophora; Spirotrichea; Euplotida; Euplotidae.
AAAUACUAUUUUAGCACAGACAUAUAAUAAUGAUGAAGAGAACCCAGAUCCUUGACUCGGAAGUCAACCUCUCUGAAGACUUUUUAAGCGAAGAUACUGAGAUUUUAGGGGUUAAGGUUAGUGAUAAGAUUGGAUUUAAUAUGAAAAUGUCCUCGUUUCAUGUGUUUGGGAGCAAGGAAAGUAGGCUGAUAGAUGAGUCAGUAGAGCCAAAAUGGAGAUCUUUUAAGAACUUUGGGUGUAGUAAUGAGAUACAGGAGAGUUCUCCACCGAUGACUUGUGAGAAAAGACCUGCUUGUCUACCAAGGAGUUUCAAGAUUAGAUCGUAUCCUAGACGAAGAAGAUGCAAGAAGGAAAUUAUUGCUCUAUUGAGGAAGCCAGCAAAUAUUAGACAGAGAAGCCAGUUUGCUAAACUAUAUGAAUCUCGUCAAGAUGGCCCUUUCCCAGGUCUUCAAAUUGCUGAAAAUAUCUGGAAUAAAGAGGAAUUUUUCACUUUUGGAGACGAUAAUUAACUUUAAUCACCUGUAAAUAUUUC